AUGACAACCUUUACGAAAAUCCCAGAGGAUCAGACUCCCUGCAUCUCCAUCGAUGUCUCUCGACGCGUAGCAAAAAUAAACCCCAAUAUCUAUGGCGGAUUCACGGAACAUAUAGGCCGCUGCAUCUAUGGCGGACUCUACGAACCAGGAAGCACCUUGUCGGACAAGAAAACCGGAUUCCGUAAGGAUGUUCUUGCAGCCUUGAAGGAGCUGAAAGUACCGGUGGUGAGAUAUCCGGGCGGCAAUUUUGUGGCGACGUACCAUUGGAUGGACGGCAUAGGGCCGCGAGAAAAACGGCCUACGAGACCAGAGCUUGCAUGGCGGGACACGGAGACCAACCAAUUCGGCACCGACGAGUUCCUGCAGUGGUGUGAGGUACUUGGAACGCAGCCGUAUCUCUGUUUGAACAUGGGCACAGGAACUUUGGACGAAGCUCUAGCCUGGGUUGAAUAUUGCAACGGGUCAGGGGACACACACUAUGCGAACCUACGCCGGAGGCACGGUAGAGAGAAGCCCUACAACGUCAAAUACUGGGGCCUUGGUAACGAGGUGUGGGGCGACUGGCAAAUCGAGCAGAUAUCCAAGGAAGUCUACGCCACCAAGACCGUGCAGUGGGCGAAAGCGUUGAAGAAACUGGACGGCAGCAUAGAGUUAAUUCUCUGUGGGAUCUCGGGACACACGAGUUGGGAUCACCAUGUGCUGAUGGAAUGCAUCCCAUGGAUCUCGAUGCACAGCGUCCACAUCUACACCAGCGCCAACCAUCGACAUCUGCCCAACGUGACGGCUCCGCGAUCCGCAGAACGCUCCAUCCAGAUCACGAGCGGGUUGAUCGAUCUGGCAAGGAUCGAGCGAGGCAUUCCGCCCUGGGUGCCGCGACAAACGAUCUGCUUUGAUGAGUGGAAUGUUUGGGAUAGUGGACGGGCAAAUCCGGAACGCGGCGCUGAGGAACAGUAUACACUCUCUGAUGCGCUGGCUGUUGGGGCCUGGUUGAAUAUCUUCAUCAGGCAGGCUAAGGAUGUUGGUAUGGCGUGUAUCGCACAGUCGGUGAAUGUCAUCUCGCCAUUGAUGACAACGAAGAAGGGGAUCUGGAAACAGACGACCUGGUGGCCGUUGCUGCUGUUUUGCAAGUACAUGCGUGGGGAGACUGUAGGUGUCCAUGUUUGGAGUGGCUGUUAUGAGGGCGAGACGGAGCCUUGGUGGAUACGAUCCAUUUCUUGUGAGACGCCGUGGUUAGAUGUUUCGGCAUGCGUGGAUGAGGACGGGUGGGCGGGGAUGGUGGUAAUCAACAUCCAUCCGGAAAAGUCUUUCAAGACCGAUAUCAAAGGGUUAAAAAAGGUGCGGGAGGUGAAGGUCUUCACGGUUACGGGAAGUGAUGUCGAGGUGCGGAAUGGAGAUGGAGUUGAGAAUGUUAAGGUGAAGGAGAGCUGCUGGGAUGCAGAGGGCAAGUUUACCUUUGGGAAGCAUUCUUUGACCUUACUGAGGUGGAAGGUUGUGGAUUUUGGAAUUGGAGGGGACAGAGAGGAUCAGGAAUGGGAACGGAUAUGA
This is a messenger RNA of Hyaloscypha bicolor E, 1545 nucleotides long. RefSeq names its product glycoside hydrolase family 51 protein. The record is from RefSeq and is a predicted model, not a curated record. Bases 1 to 1545 code for a protein of 514 amino acids. NCBI's taxonomy places the organism in Eukaryota, Fungi, Ascomycota, Leotiomycetes, Helotiales, Hyaloscyphaceae. Gene Ontology annotation, biological process: polysaccharide catabolic process; L-arabinose metabolic process. Gene Ontology annotation, molecular function: alpha-L-arabinofuranosidase activity. The transcript has 5 exons.